AUGGCAAUAAAAGGCACCGGUUUGGCAGCAAUUAUUGCCGGACAAAGCACGAUGACUGCACAACCCAGAGUACCUCACCGUAAUAGCAACAUCUACGACAGGAUCAAAGCGGGAUUUCGCGCAUCAGGACUUCAUAUUGGAUUGGUGGUUGCUUGCAUGAUCUAUAUCUACUUGGGAGCUAUAGUAUUCAAGCAUAUGGAGUAUCCACAUGAGAUGGAAAUUCGCGAAGAGACAUCAUCACAAUUUGAAGAGCUACAACGACGUUUUUUGAGAGAAGUCGAGGAUGUCAAAGAUUUGAUAGACGUUGAUGAUGAACAAUUCAACAUCACAGUGGAUGCCCUUAUAGACAAAUAUGUAGAAGAUCUCUUCAAGUCAUUCGAGAAUCCAAUAGCUAAAAACUAUUUUGACUCCAUGUUCUACAAUGAGGGCGAUUACACAAACUUAUGGACAAUGGAUUCAUCGGUGCUAUUCACUGCUACGACCAUGGUCCCAGUAGGAUUUGGGCUAAUCACUCCUUUAACCUGGGCAGGACGGAUUUUUCUGAUUGUCUAUGCUAUUGUUGGUCUACCGCUGGCGCUUGUUACUAUUUCAGACAUUGGCAAGUUUUUCUGCGAUGUUAUAUUCAAGCUUUUUCGCGAGAGUACCACAUCAUUCAUGGUCGUACUGCUGUUACUACUGGUACUCUAUCCGGUUAUUGGUGGUCUUUGCAUUCACAACGUCUCAAAGCUAUCGUUAUUUGAUAGCGUCUAUUACUGCUGCAUAACAAUUUUGACAGUUGGUUUUGGAGACAUCGAUCCGCCGAUAUCAGUUCCAUAUCUGAUACUGUUUAUUGUAGUGGGAGUUACACUUGUUACAAUAUCAGUGGACGUGAUCGCAGCAGAGGUUAUCCAUCAAAUACACUAUAUGGGAAGACAAAUGGGAAAGGCGAAGGUGAUAGCCGACAAAAUGAUGCAGAUGGCGCAGAAAAUCAGCAUCCAAAAGGGACUUGGUUUGGGAAUGGCACAGCUGGGCGCGUUUGCUAGGAUGGGAAUGAUGAUAAACCUGACCUCCAAUGGUGGUACAGUCCGUGAAACGAAUGGAAAUGAGCGUGAGGAAGGAAUAAAGCGCAUGAGCACCGCAUACGACCCUGAUAUAGAGUUCGACCUCAUAGAUAAAUUAGGCCCCUCUGCGAGUUUGUAUCACUUUGAUUACGACGAUGACGAGAACGAAAAUUUCUAUGCGUGAAGAAAUUUUGAGACGACAGUGCUGAAUUGUUGCAUCGAAAGAACUUUGGAUUUCAUUAUUUGGUUCACAUUGAACAUUUUCG
Cylicocyclus nassatus is the source of this 1306-nucleotide messenger RNA. The record is from the annotation of a GenBank genome assembly. NCBI's taxonomy places the organism in Eukaryota, Metazoa, Nematoda, Chromadorea, Rhabditida, Strongylidae.